Molecule: messenger RNA, 1000 nt
Organism: Sphaeramia orbicularis (orbiculate cardinalfish)
Lineage: Eukaryota; Metazoa; Chordata; Actinopteri; Kurtiformes; Apogonidae
Gene: prxl2b
Product: peroxiredoxin like 2B
Exons: 7
Coding region: 134-667 (177 amino acids)
Biological process (GO): prostaglandin biosynthetic process
Molecular function (GO): prostaglandin F synthase activity
Source: RefSeq, a predicted model, not a curated record
UGCAACUGCGAGAGGGUGUAACCACUCCGAUGUUAUUAAGUAACAUACGUUGUCGUAACUAAUAGUAGUAUACGGUUGACCUCCUUAAACCUUUUACGAUUUGGAUGAUUUACUGUGUCCGUGUGCGGUGACAAUGGCAAACAUCAAUCUCGCCGUUGUUGGAAACAACCUGGUGAAGAGCGCAGAGACUGGAGAGACUGUAGAGCUCAAGUCUCUGUGGCAGGACCAGCCGGUGGUCUUGUUCUUCCUGCGCAGGUUUGGCUGUCAGGUGUGUCGAUGGAUGGCAUCAGAGAUCAGCAAACUGGAGCCAGAUCUUACAGCCAGCGGUGUAUCACUAGUGGGCAUCGGACCAGAGGAGCUUGGACUGAAGGAAUUCAAGGAGGGAGGGUUUUUUAAAGGAUCUCUUUAUGUUGAUGAAAAAAAGAAAAGCUACAAGGAUUUGGGCUUCAAAAGGUACUCUGCCUUAAGUGUGGUUCCUGCUGCAUUGGGAAAGAAAGUACGAGAUGUGAUCACAAAGGCCAAUGCUGUAGGCAUCCAGGGAAACUUCUCAGGAGAUCUACUCCAGAGUGGAGGCAUGCCUCAUUGUGGCCAAAGGUGGAGAAAGCAUCCUGCUGCACUUCAUCCAGGAUUCACCAGGAGACCAUGUACCUCUGGAGGACAUUUCUAAGGCCUUGGGUAUUUCAGCUCAAGUAAAAGCAGGACAGAUGCCUGUGUGCAAUGAUGAGUUUGUACACGAUGAUGAGACACUUCAAGCUCAAAUGGAGAUUUAACAAGACAUGAAAACACUUCCAUUAUUGAUGAUAAUUGUGAUUUUUUUAUGACAAUUUAUAUGAUCUUUAUUAUAUUGCAGUAAACUAAAUUAAAAAUGCUUUUACUGAUACUUUUUAUUAAUGUAAUGAAUAUUCACUUACCCUUUUGACUGUGAUGACUGUUUUGUUUAAAAUGGUCUUUGUAUUUGUACACUCAUUAAUAUGCAAAUAAAUCUAUUAUGCCUUUUGUA